GACAAAGACGGGAGGAAUCAGAGAAGAAAUGAGACAGAAAAGGGGUGAGACAGGAGGAGUAGAAAUAGAGGAAGAGAGGGAGACAGAAAAGGACAAGGGCAGAGAGAGAGACUGAGAGAGAGAGAGCGAGUCAGAGAGGCAGGGAGAGAGAACGAGCGUGUAACUUAAGAUCAGCGCAGCCCCCCAGCCCCACAGUGUCCGUGGCAGGCAGCAGGCUGCUCUCUCUCCUCUAGACGCUGGCUCCUUGCUCAUGACAGGACAGGGCGGGGUGCGGAGUGGCACGGCGCGGGACCCACCUGAGUGCAGCCCGAGAGGUCCAGGUGGACGAGCCUGUGGCAGCCCUUCCCUGUGGUCAGGGUCGCCACAGCGAUAACCAGCCUUCGAAGGUACCCGCCUUGGGCCCACUCACCCCGCCCCUAGCUGCCCCGGCCGGCCGGAGGAUGCGCGUGACUGUGGUGUUGUUAGUGUUCCUGCUUUGGGGGUCCCCCGUCGUUGGGGAGGCCCGGCGUGGAGCGGGGCGAACCAGGGCUCGUAGCAGGGUGCGGCAGGGCACCGCCAAACGCUUCGCCGAGGAGUGCGUGGAGUACACAGAGGCUGGGGAGCGGUACCUGGAUUGCCAAGAGCGGAGGUUGAGUGCGGUGCCGGCUGGCCAGCACAGUGAUGUACACCACCUGCUGCUGGCCCGCAACCAGAUCCACGUCCUUCCGGACGAUGCCUUUGCCCACUUCCCCAACCUGAGGAGCCUGGACCUCCAGCAGAACGGGCUGAGCCGGGUGUCGCGCCGGACCUUUGCGGGACUUGCCCGGCUCACCACGUUGCUGCUGCAGCACAAUGGCCUGCGCAGCCUCGACGAGGAGACACUCUUGCCCCUGACUCGCCUCGCCUACCUGCGUCUCUACGACAACCCCUGGGAUUGCCGCUGCCAACUUGACAGUCUGGUCAGGACCCUGCAGGUGCCCGGCAACCGUAACCUAGGGAACUACGCUGAAUGCGCGGAGCCACACACGCUCAGGGGCCACAGGUUGAAGAGGGUGAAGCCAGAGCGGCUGUGUUCAUCACUGGAGGAUAAUGCCCUGCAGCAGCCGGAGGGACCAGACACGAAGACCACCGGCAGCGUACAGCACCCCUACACCAGCACCGCAUGCAAAACCGACAUGUCGCUGCUGGACUGCCGUGACGGAGAGCUGAUGAACGUUCCAGUGGACCUUCCACCAUACUAUGUUAAUAUCGACUUGUCCAAAAACAACAUCAAACAUCUCAGGGCUAAGAUGUUUUUGGGCUCCAAGGAUUUGAAAUCGCUGAACCUCAGCAACAACGGCCUGGAGCUUGUUGAUACAGCUGCCUUUGCUGGCCUGCUGUAUCUUCGGGAGCUGGACCUGUCCAACAACAGCCUGCACUAUAUCCAAUAUGGUGUCCUGGAGGAUCUAUACUUCAUUCGAAGGCUGGGGCUGGGAGGAAACCCAUGGGUGUGUGACUACAAUAUCCACUACCUGCUCUACUGGCUGAAGCUGCACCCUGGCGUUCAGCACUCUGGUCUUAUCUGCCAUUCCCCGGCCGAGUUUGCCGGGUGGUCAGUGCAGGAGUACGUCAGGACCUACAAUGAGGACUGCCCCAAGGACAGAGUGCCGGGCCAAAACAUGGCGCCGGACCCCGGCACCCAAAACACCAGUAACCAGGAACCCAAUGCACUAGAAGUUAUGGGUAAAAUCGGCCAAUACUCCAAAGACCAGCUGCCAAGGCCUUUGAGGGCCUCAAAGAGAUAUGUCCCUGUCAGAGUUAAAACCAAGCGACAAAACUGACAGCUUUUACAGAACUGCCCUUUUUGCAGGAUAUUCUAAUUUGGUCUGGGUCCCAUGACAAAGUCUUUUACAUUUUUUUACCCUAGCAUUUUUUUUUUUUGGGGGGGGGGGGGGUUUAAACUACUUCCUUGUAUCCCGAUUUUAAAUCGUUUAAGGGUCUGUGUGGUUUCAUCCUUUUUCUGUCAAUAAACUGAGGAAGUUUAAAAGCCUCUCAAACAGCUACUUAGCAAAUGUAUGAAAGCGAUCGAAAACAUGGAAUAAGUAAAAAAAAAAAAAAAACCUAACUGCAGAUCUGACGAGGUUCACUGCUUUAAUAAAGACCAUCAAAGUUUAAUAUAGGGUGCGGAGUCAAAGAUAAACAGGGAAAAGUGCUGAAUCACACGUUAACAUCUAACCAUUACAGCAGUAAUAUUGUGGUAUCUGGAGAUUUACUUCAGAUGGCUGCAUGUCACAGUACCAGCACAGGAUUUAUUGGGCAGGGAAAGAACAGUUUGGCCAACCGGACUAUUUCUGAGCAGAAACACAUGCUGAAAAACUACAGGGGAGCUUGGAACUGCAAUGCUUACCAGCGCACUCAAAGCUGGGCCACUGGAGGGCGCUACAACCUCGCAUGUUCAGAUGGACCACAAAGGGGCGAUACCGCUGCAGGAUUCGCACGGCCGCACUGUCCUCGACGUGAUCUUUUUCCACAGAGAAGUUGAUCUGAGCGAAAAGGGGAAGCAGAGAGAUAAAAUAAAACGUAUCAGUCUCUUUAAGAAAGGGAGGAAAGUGGAACAAGGGAAACACUGUGACACUUUCGUCGUGUCUGAAUUAUAAUGACCGGCGGACAUAUCACAAUGAACUGACCUUGCCCCAGAGAGAGGACAUCUGGGUGAUGGCCUUCCAUGAGUGGCUCACCUGGGCACACCUGAGAAGGUCUCUAACGGGCAGGUAUUGGAGGAUCUAUGCACAGGACACAGGUUCAGUACUUUGCUAUAGACCAGUGUUUCCCAGUCCAGUCCUUGGGGACUCAGGGUCGGUCCAUGUUUUUGCUCCCUCCAAGCUCCCUGCCUGACAGUCCACAUUUUGUUCCCUCCUAGCUCUCUACUGGGAGCUGUCUGUGGGUCCCCGAGGACUGGACUGGGAAACACUGCUCUAGACCUCAGUAAGUGGGGUAGUGGGGAAGGGGGGGAGGCUCAACUUUAGGUUGUUGGUCUUAACUGCAUUUAUGAUCAUGAUUAUGACCACCAGCAUCAAUAUGUGGACAUCUAUUGCACAUCCAUUGUGUCAGUACACAUUUCCUAACCACUACCAUCCAGGACAGGGUUGUGGUGAACGUGAGGACUAUAGCAGGAGUCACCAGGUACAAGGCAGGGGAUGCCAAUGCAUCCCACGACACAAAACAUACGGGCAAUUUCAGAGAUACCAGUUCACACACCUGCAUGUCUGUGGACCGUGAGAGGAAUCCUGCACAACGGAAGUAGAACAUUGAGAUGUUUUGGAAUUUUGCAACUCUACACACAACACAGAGGGCGUGAAGCAGCACUGUUACCCAUUAGUCUGACCACAUAAUUAAAUAUUAUGUUUGACUAUUUACACCCUCCCUUUAAAAUUUUACAUCCUAUGAAUUUGCUAAAUAUUUUUGAUUGAUGUGUUGCUACAUGUGGGUCAUUUGUAUGAAAAUCAUGUUAAAGAACAAAAUAUACUUAUACUUUAAACCAUAA
Molecule: messenger RNA, 3502 nt
Organism: Brienomyrus brachyistius
Lineage: Eukaryota; Metazoa; Chordata; Actinopteri; Osteoglossiformes; Mormyridae
Gene: lrrc17
Product: leucine rich repeat containing 17
Exons: 4
Coding region: 441-1799 (452 amino acids)
Cellular component (GO): plasma membrane
Molecular function (GO): protein binding
Source: RefSeq, a predicted model, not a curated record